UCAACGCCAAUCCAAAUUAAUUGCCUGCUUCACAACUUGCAUCCAAUACCGAUCCUCUUAUUAUAUAUCUUUAAAGAAAAUCAAGAAUGAGAAGCAAACCAAACAAGCUUAGCAAGCUCGUCCAAAUUACAAAAGCACCCAUCAGGAUACUAUGCAAGGCAAGAGAUUUUUAUGUGAAGGGCAUACUAGGUUUUGCUAAUAGUGGUAACGUUGGCUGUGGAAGCAUAGGCGGCGGUGCCACUGACUUGCCGAAGAGUUACAGUGUUAAUUCUUUGAGGGAUGUGGAUGAUGAGGAGUUCAAGAAACUUCUGAGACUGUUGUCUGAGAAGGGUACUGAAACGGAGUCAUAUAUGCAAAGUUCCGAGCAAGGGGAUUGGAGAUCAUGCAGCAGGAAGGCUAGUGCGAUGAGAAGGAAUUACAGUGUAGGGGUCGGAAAGAUUGGGAGAAUUGACGAGGGCAGAGCUUGUUCAUUUAGAGAAGAAGAGGACGAUGUUAAUGGAAAUUCGUAUAGUAGAAGCAGAAGUCAUGCAGUUAGAAGGAACGUCGUGUAUUAUUAGAGAAAAAAUUAGGCAUACUAGAUUUUUUAAAAUGUCCUUGAGUUGAUUUAAUUGAAGAUGUAAAAUUUAGAAUAUGCAUGUUGCAAAUGAUUCUCGUGUGCUGUGUAAUUACUCAUGCUGCCUGGAACUUUGUUCAGGCCAAUUAUAAAAUCAGGAACGAUUAGAUGCAGGAUUCCUGAAGCCAGUUGGAUACAAGUUCUUAAUGUUUGCAUUAGUUCUAGGCAAGCCAUUUCAGCGUUUUCAGAAGACUUGCUCUGGCAGGCAGCUACUAUGUACUUCAUAAGAUUGUAAUAUAACAUAUUGAGUUGACAUCAAUAAUUUGGUGGUUUAGCAA
Molecule: messenger RNA, 891 nt
Organism: Ricinus communis (castor bean)
Lineage: Eukaryota; Viridiplantae; Streptophyta; Magnoliopsida; Malpighiales; Euphorbiaceae
Exons: 1
Coding region: 87-557 (156 amino acids)
Source: RefSeq, a predicted model, not a curated record